AUGGUAGCCAAGUUCAUUUUCGUCCUCAGUGUUGCAGUGGCUGCUUCAGCCGUGCCCUUAGUUCCUAUCGGCAAAGUAGCCUACGCCGAACCUGAAGCGCCCGCACACUACGAGUUCCAAUAUUCAGUACACGAUGAACACACCGGGGACAUCAAACAGCAGCAGGAGGCCCGCGCCGGCGAUGAAGUGCACGGAUCCUACUCCUUAGUUCAACCUGAUGGUGUUCACCGCAUCGUCGAAUACACGUCAGACAAGGAACAUGGAUUCAACGCUAUCGUACGCUACGAGGGACAGCCAAUCGCCAAUCCUGCUCCUGCUAAGAUCGCCUACGCCGCUCCCGUAGCCAAGCUGGCGUACGCUGCUCCCGUAGCUAAGGUCGCCUACUCCGCACCUGUCGCUAGAGUAGCCUACUCUGCUCCCGUGUCCUACGCCGCGCCUGUCGCUAGAGUAGCCUACUCCGCUCCCAUCUCAUACGCUGCCCCCGUCGCCAAGGUUGCGUACUCUUCCCCGCUCACUCAAGUAUCUUUCUCUUCUCCCGCUAUCUCCUACCACCACUAG
Messenger RNA from Pararge aegeria (speckled wood butterfly), 558 nucleotides. RefSeq names its product cuticle protein 8-like. Lineage: Eukaryota; Metazoa; Arthropoda; Insecta; Lepidoptera; Nymphalidae. The transcript is spliced from 2 exons. The record is from RefSeq and is a predicted model, not a curated record. The coding region runs from base 1 to 558 and encodes 185 amino acids. Gene Ontology annotation, cellular component: extracellular matrix.